Helianthus annuus (common sunflower) is the source of this 1529-nucleotide messenger RNA. Its product is annotated as charged multivesicular body protein 7. The transcript is spliced from 8 exons. Gene Ontology annotation, biological process: vesicle budding from membrane; late endosome to vacuole transport via multivesicular body sorting pathway. The record is from RefSeq and is a predicted model, not a curated record. Gene Ontology annotation, cellular component: cytoplasmic side of plasma membrane; multivesicular body; ESCRT III complex. Bases 49 to 1326 code for a protein of 425 amino acids. Lineage: Eukaryota; Viridiplantae; Streptophyta; Magnoliopsida; Asterales; Asteraceae.
UUAUCUUCAAAUGAAUGAAAGAAAAACGAAGGGGAAGUUGCAGUGCUAAUGGAAGACGCAAGUAACAGCGUAAGAGAAGUGAUACUGAAGGAAGUCCCCGAUUGGGAUUCGGAGGUGACAGUGAGCGCUAGAUUCAAAGCAUUCAGCGGUCAGAGGUCUGAUUGGGAACCAAGGUACCAAUUCUGGAAGAAUUUAAUCAUCAAAAUCGUUCGUCAUCUUGGCAUCUUCAUCAUCCGUCCUUCAGUGGUUACAAAUGUCUGGUUUAAUCAGGGAGGCUUGGUUCCUUUAUGCAUCGAUCAUGUUCUGGUUGAAAUGUAUAAUUCCGGGGACCUUUUAUGUAGCAGCGAUCUUAUCGACCCCAAAAGUGGCCAACUCACCCAAUUAUUCCACAAAGUUAGACAUUUGCUUCCUUUAUCUAAACCUGCAUUUCCCUCAGAAGAUGAGUUCAUCGUUUCGUCGGUCCUACAGGAGAAAUCUGAUGAAGUUGUCAAGCUAAUAUCUGAAGAUCACUGGACGUCUUCAUGCAUAAUUACAAUGAGCAAAUUUCAAGUGAUCUGUGGAGGGCCAAAACAAGCGUCGGUGAUCUUGAGCCAUCUGUCCAAAUGUGGGAGGGCGAAGUAUGCUGCGAUUAGGCGGAAUGAUCUUAUAGAGGGUGUGAAAGUGUCUCUUUCUUCCAAAACUAUCUCUGGUGCUACAAGUUCAGAUUAUGAUAUUUUGCACUUGACUUGGACCGCAGAGAAGCUCCAGCUACAAAUUGAUAUGAUCGAUCAACUUUGUAACAAGUCGAAAACCUCGGCUUUGGCUUCUUUAAAAUCGGGGAACAAAGUCAGUGCGCGGAGGCAGGCAAGAGAACUAAAGUUGCAAUCUGAACGUAGAGAAAAAUGUGAUGUGCUUUUAAGGCGAGUAGAGGAAGUCCUCAGAGCCAUAGCAGACGCUGAAGAUUCAAAAGAGGUUUUCGAAGCUAUUAAAAGCGGUACAAAGGCAAUGAAGGAUAAGAUGAUUACCAUAGAAGAAGUGCAGCAGUGUUUAGAUGAUCUUGAUGAAACAAUCACUUCACAAAAGCAAGUAGAAAAAGUCUUAGGUUCGGUUCCACCAUAUUACGAAGACUUUGAUGAAGAUAUUGAAGACGAGUUGGAUAAACUCAUGGAAGAAAGUAGAAACACGUCAGCAGACGGUGCCGCAAGGGAACAUGAAACCACCUUGGGAACAGCUGAAUCGCUGAGUAACACCCUCUCGGCUCUUAAGCUUGCAGAUAAUGACGUGGCCGUAAAGGAACCAACAGAAGCGUCAAAUGUAUCAAAGGUUCUUGAGCUUGCACAUUCCUGAUGAUUGAUGAUUAUCCUCCAUUUGUACAACUUACACGUACUGCGAUUAUAGUUGCAAAAAAAAAAAAGCCCUCGAUGUAAAACGCGUGUAGUGUUUAGGUUUGUUAAAGAGUGUUUGGGAUUGUCUAUUAAAACUGUAGUGUGAUAAUAAGGCAAAACUCUUGUGAUCUAAACUCAAGUCUGGGGACGCUUUUGCAGCGAAAA